AUGAUAGUAAUAUUCUUGGUCCUCCAAUUAUUAAUAAAAUCAUCUUUGGCUAUAAAAAUUAAUCAAUCAAACCAUGAUGAACCUUUAAUAUCUGUUCCUCAUACUUUAUCAAAUCCUCCUCCUUCUUCUAUAAAUCCUCCCAUAUCUUCACCCUUGGAAAAUAAUUUUCGCCGGAAUAGUAGUUCAACUAUAGUUAGUAUGAAUUCUUUCUCAAGGUCUAAGAGUUCUGUCAUAGGAAAUUUUGUGACAGCAAUUAUUAGUGAAGAUACAACACGUACAAAACACCCUCGAAAACGUCAACUUAAACACAUGGGAUCUGCGCCUACUUUAAACAUUCCUUUUAUGUCUAUGACUAAGAAUUUAAAUAAAUUUCUUCGACAAUUCGCAUGGAUUUGA
This is a messenger RNA of Dentiscutata erythropus, 396 nucleotides long. Lineage: Eukaryota; Fungi; Glomeromycota; Glomeromycetes; Diversisporales; Gigasporaceae. The record is from the annotation of a GenBank genome assembly.